AUGUCUGGCGCUCCACCAAGUUACUGUUUUGUGGCUUUGCCACCUCGAGCCAAAGAUGGUUUGGUGGUGUUUGGGAAAAACUCAGCCCGGCCUAGAGAUGAAGUGCAGGAGGUUGUGUAUUUCCCAGCUGUUGAUCACGAAGCUGAGAGCAAAGUUGAGUGCACUUACAUCUCAAUCAACCAAGUUCCCAGGACCCACGCCAUAGUGAUAAGCAGACCUGCCUGGCUCUGGGGGGCAGAAAUGGGAGCCAAUGAACAUGGAGUAUGUAUAGCCAAUGAAGCCAUCAAUGCCAGAGAACCAGCUGCUGAGACGGAAGCCUUACUGGGGAUGGAUCUGGUCAGGCUUGGUUUAGAGCGAGGAACAACAGCAAAAGAAGCCUUAGACGUCAUUGUGUCCUUGUUGGAGGAGCACGGACAAGGUGGGAAUUAUUAUGAAGAUGGACUCUCCUGCCACAGCUUCCAAAGUGCAUAUCUGCUGGUGGAUCGUCAUGAAGCCUGGGUGCUGGAGACUGUGGGGAAGUAUUGGGCCGCCGAGAGGAUCACAGAGGGAGUGAGGUGCAUCUGCAAUCAGCUUUCACUCACCACUAAGAUGGAUGAGGAACACCCAGAACUCAGGACUUAUGCUCAGAGUCAAGGCUGGUGGACGGGAGAGGAUGAAUUCAACUUUGCCCAGGUUUUUUCUCCAGCUGAUGACCAUGUGGACUGCUGUGCAGGCAAAGCCUGCUUAGAAAAGCAAGAGGAAAGCAUCACUGUGCAAACAAUGAUUAACAUCUUACGAGACAAAGCCAGCGGGGUCUGCAUAGACUCCGAGUCUUUCCUCACUACUGCCAGUAUUGUGUCUGUCCUGCCUCAGAACAGAAGCUCACCGUGCAUCCAUUACUUCACCGGGACCCCGGAUCCUUCCAGGUCCAUAUUCAAGCCAUUCAUCUUUGUUGAUGAUGUAAAACUUGUCCCUAAAGCACAGUCACCCUGUUUUGGUGACGAUGACCCAGCCAAAAAGGAACCCCGGUUCCAGGAGAAGCCAGACCGCCGGCAUGAGCUGUACAAGGCUCAUGAGUGGGCACGUGCUGUCAUCGAGAGUGACCAGGAGCAAGGCCGCACACUGAGGAAGACCAUGCUGGAGUUGGAGAAGCAAGGCUUGGAAGCCAUGGAAGAGAUCCUAAGCAGCCCCGAGCCCCCGGACCCUGCCGAGGUGGGGGACCUUUUCUACGAUUGUGUGGACACCGAGAUGAAGUUCUUUAAGUGAUGUAAGCACCCUCACCCUUACUUAAAACUUCCCACCCAACUAAAUUACCAGCAG
Messenger RNA from Cricetulus griseus (Chinese hamster), 1299 nucleotides. NCBI's taxonomy places the organism in Eukaryota, Metazoa, Chordata, Mammalia, Rodentia, Cricetidae. The record is from RefSeq and is a predicted model, not a curated record.